GCCGCACAAAGAUGUUCUAUUUAGUAUCUUUCAUUCUUUUCUCAUUCAGUAACCUUGCUAUGCAUAGUUUUGGUGGUAUAUUUUUAACCAUUAUUCAUACAAGAUAUAUGAAUAAAGAAGAACAACUUUCAAAGAUUAAAAAGCUCUUCCAAAAGCUUCAGUUUCUUGAGCUUUCACAAGAAUUUUGUUUUCUUCGUUGGUGUUACGCGCUUGAGUCUGUCGAUUUAGUUUUGAUAUGAUGCCCUUGUGUUGUCAUCAUUGCUGUCGAAUGAAACCAUUUGGGACGUGACUACCGUACUGCCCAUAAAGCUAGUAGAUUACCUCUCGGCACUGAUUUGAACAGCAAAGGGAUGGCCAUGACAUUAAGUCUAGACAGAAAUCAAACUAUUACAUCGGGAUAUGACUUAAACAAAAAUUAAAUCGACUCAUUGUAUUAAUAAGUCAUUCAAACAUGUUUAAAUGCUAAGAUUAUUCAAGUAUUUCAUAGGCUUGCCAACGACAGAAAACGUGUAUAAAGAAUGUUUAUACUUCCAAAUGAAAUUUGCAAUGACGGAAGAAGAUGGCUUUCUUCGAGUUAUACAGUAUUUCCAAAAAUU
Molecule: messenger RNA, 596 nt
Organism: Rhizopus microsporus ATCC 52813
Lineage: Eukaryota; Fungi; Mucoromycota; Mucoromycetes; Mucorales; Rhizopodaceae
Exons: 1
Coding region: 12-239 (75 amino acids)
Source: RefSeq, a predicted model, not a curated record